AUGAAUUAAAGAAAAAACAAUUUAAAUCUUAUAAUAGCAUCAGUAGUAAUAAUACUUGGAUGCAGUUAAGCUUUUGCUUCUAAAGUUACUAUACCCUUGAAGUAGAACAAAGACGGAGCUAUUUUCUUUCCAGUAUAGUAUGGAUCUUAAAAAUGUGAAGUCAAUGUCUUUCCUGUAUUUAAUCAAGACUGCUAUAACAUUAUUUCUAGUUCUUCACACUAAACUAACCUCUGUGGAGCUUAAUAUAUAGGCGUUGAUAGUUAUACUAAUUAACCUAACUACUCUACUGAAUUUUAAUUAGGUAAUGUUAAGGCAAAUCUAUUAUUUGUUAGCCCCGACAAUGAAUAGAUAGAAAAAAGAUAACUUUGCUUUUCUUAUUAGCAGUUUAAAUAAGACAAUGUUAUUGUUGAAUUAUUUGAAGACAAACUUAUUUAGAAUCAAAUAACGUAUAUUAACUUAAAUAGUACAACUUUGUAAAAUGUUGGAGAUGAUAUGAUUGUUGGAAGUCUUGAAAUAGGAGAGCCAGAUGCAUCUUUGAUUAAAUAAGAUUAUUCUUUUGUUGAAUUGGCAGUCUACACUAUUCCUGAUAAACAAUUUUACAGUUCUUAUUGCAGAGGCGCUGUCUAUUCAGGCUAUCCACUAGGAGCUCACGUUUAUGCACAUUUUAACAUAGAUUCUCCAUUCACUUAACUUCCAAGUGAAUCUGUAAAUCAAAUCCUUAAAAUAUUCGACUAAGAUAAUAUUAAAUACAGAGUUAUAUAAGUUGCAACUUCUAAGCACGCUGAUAUUGUUUUAUCAUCUGUUGAUAAAUUAUAACCUCUAUAUAUCUACCUCUAACGUAGGUAUGGAAAGAUUUACACAAUUACCCUAUAACCUUAUUAACUUUACAGACAAUUACGCAGUGGCGAAUAUUAGCUAUUAAUUUAAUAAUAAUCAGAUGACCUUAAUUAUAUUGCAUUUGGUAACACAAUAUUUGACACUUAUUAUCUUGGAUUUGAUUUUUAAAAUCACUCAGUUCAAAUAGUAGAAAAAGCCUAAAAACAAAAAACAUCAAACUUUAGAGGGUCUUAAAUAAUGUAAUGA
This is a messenger RNA of Tetrahymena thermophila SB210, 1083 nucleotides long. Its product is annotated as transmembrane protein, putative. The transcript has a single exon. The record is from RefSeq and is a predicted model, not a curated record. Lineage: Eukaryota; Ciliophora; Oligohymenophorea; Hymenostomatida; Tetrahymenidae.